Messenger RNA from Spirodela intermedia, 2250 nucleotides. Lineage: Eukaryota; Viridiplantae; Streptophyta; Magnoliopsida; Alismatales; Araceae. The record is from the annotation of a GenBank genome assembly.
AUGCAUCGGAGCUCCCUCACCGCCCUCCGAUGGAGCCUCCGCGAUCGCUCAAGGCGCUCUCCCAUGGACUGCUUUCGUGUGCCGUUCCUUAAGAUCCCUAGGCGGUUCCUCUCCCCUCUUUCUACAGUUCAGCCACCGCAGCUGCCGCCGCCGCCGCCGCCGAGGUUCCAGCGACAUCAUCCUCGGGAUCUCACCUGGUCCUCUGCCGCGGCCGGUGCUUCCGUGGAUCCCUCCUCUCUGAUCAAGGAGGAUGGGAUAGCCAUCUGCUCGUCUCUGUGGAUCGACAGCUUCCGGGACCCCGGCCAAACGAUCACCAACGUCACCUCCUACCUACGCCGCCUCGAGCUCUGGGUCAUCGCCUAUCAGAAGGUCGCUGCCGACGAUACCGGUUCCUACGUCCCCAAGAACACCAUCCCUCCUCAUGCUCUCGAAGGCCUCCUCGCCCUCCGCAAUGCGGUUCUCGACGGCCGCUUCCGCUGGGGCUCUCGGUUGGAGUUCCACGUAAGGUCCCCUAGGGACAAGACCGACCUCGAGGCUCUCUCCAAGAGGAAGAUCCGCAUCCUGCUCACCACCUCCCAGCCGCCGCCGUUCCAGGACCGGAUCGUCCAGGAGGUCCUGCUCAUGAUCCUCGAGCCCAUCUACGAGGCGCGGUUCUCCCAGAAGUCCUUUGCCUUUCGGCCGGGGCGCACCGCUCAUACCGUGAUCAGAGUAAUUCGACGGAGCUUCGCGGGGUACCUUUGGUAUAUGAAGGCGGAUGUGAGUACUCUUCUCGAUGGGGCAAAUGUGGGUCUUGUGAUUAAUGCGCUGUUGAGAGAUGUCAGGGAUAAGAAAGUUGUGGAUUUAAUUAAAUCAGCUCUUGUGACGCCGGUGAUCACCGGGCGCCCAGAUGAUGAGGAAGCUCUUAGGAAGAAGAGGAAGAAGAGAAAAUACCAGAAGAAGAAGGUGCUGGCGGAGGACGAGCCAAAGCCGGAUCCCUACUGGUUACAGUCGUUCUUCGGGUUCGCACCAGAGGAGGCAGAGAAGCUGCCCAAUUGGGGGCACUGUGGAGUACUCAGCCCUUUGCUGGUGAAUGUUGUGCUCGAUGAACUGGACCAAUGGAUGGAAGAGAAGAUUAAGGAGUUCUACCAUCCAUCUAAGACGGAUGUUAUAUGGAACAGUGAGGACCCAGAAGGAGGGGAGCGAGAGCAUGGAAACACCUCAUGGCCAGAGUUUGUCCCCACGAGUGGGCCUGACAAGACUCGGAAGGUGGAUUUCGUACGCUAUGGUGGGCAUAUUUUAAUUGGUGUGAGGGGGCCGAGGGCUGAUGCUGCCACGCUAAGGAAGCAGCUGAUUGACUUCUGUGACCAGAAGUAUUCUCUCAAGAUGGACAAUGAGAGCCUUCCCAUUGAACACAUCACCAAGGGUAUAAUGUUCCUGGACCAUGUGCUCUGCCGUCGUGUGGUGUACCCGACACUGAGGUACACUGCAACAGGAGGCAAGAUCAUCAGUGAGAAGGGUGUAGGUACGCUUUUAUCAGUUUCGGCUAGCUUGAGGCAGUGCAUCAAGCAGUUUCGGAAGUUGGAGUUUUUGAAGGGUGACAGGGAUCCUGACCCACAACCAUGUUUCCGAAUGUUCCAUGCUACUCAGGCCCACACUAAUGCUCAGAUGAACAAGUUUCUGUGCACCAUGGCCGAAUGGUACAGAUAUGCAGAUAAUCGUAAGAAGGUCGUGAACUUUUGUUCUUACAUCAUUAGAGGGUCUCUGGCUAAGCUUUAUGCUGCCAAAUAUAAACUGCGGUCAAGAGCAAAGGUUUAUAAAAUUGCUUCAAGGAACCUCAGCCGGCCAUUAAAAGACAAGAAGGGGCAGUCACCAGAGUAUCACAACUUGCUGAGAAUGGGUCUAGUGGACUCCAUUGAUGGGCUGCAUUACACCCGUAUGUCUCUGGUUCCAGAUACGGAUUAUACUCCUUUUCCAAGUGGCUGGAGGCCAGAUCAUGAGAAGAUCUUGUUGGAGUACAUAAAGCUUCAGAACCCUAGAGCUCUGGAAGAGCAGCUGAAUGCCCUCCGGGAACAGGGUCUUCUAACACCACAAGAUUAUAUUUCGUUGCUUGUUUGGAACUACAAGAAGAAUACAAAUUUGUUGCCUGCUGGAGAUGGUAGUGACACUCAGAAAGCCAAAGAUUUGUUGUUGGAACUGGCUGGUGGAGGCUUGAAGAGUGACAUUGAAGAGACGGAUGGAAGGAAAGUGAUUCCAGUGGGUGUAAAAAAAUGA